GCAUCGUGUGACAGUCAGGUCAGGCCGUAAAGAAGGUUGCAUCGAAGUUUGAUUAUUUAAAGUUGAGGAAUCUCCGUCGAAUCCGAGACCUCUGUGGUUCCAUUCCUUCAAUCGAUUAAAAAAAGAAGGACAUUGAGAACUUUUGGAGCCCGGCCUUCCCCGUUUAUAGCUGCUUUUACUCAUUUAUCUACUGGCCAAACUCAUAUGAAUUCUCCUCUGACUCGCAGGAAUUAAAGCUGAGUAAAGUACAACCAGUAGUUGAACCUUUUUAAGGAUGUUGGAGAAAAUUGAGCAAUUCAAUCACGAGAAGGUGAUAGAGGAAUUUGAAGGAUUGACAAGGGAUGCAAAACGAGUUCAGAGAGAAACUCUCCAUAAAAUUUUGACAGAAAACUGUGAAGCAGAGUACUUGCAGAAAUGGGGCCUCAAUGGAAGAACCGACCCUGAGACAUUCAAGUCCCGUGUUCCGUUGGCUACUCAUGACGAUUUGGAACCUUACAUUAAGAGAAUUACAGAUGGAGAUGUUUCUCCUAUUCUUACUGGAAAACCAAUUACGACCAUCUCUCUAAGUUCUGGAACAACACAAGGGAAGCCCAAGUUUGUUCCUUUCAAUGAAGAGUUGGUAAACUCCACGAUGCAGAUAUACCGGACAUCCUUCGCCUUCAGAAAUAGAGAAUUCCCAAUUGUGAAUGGAAAAGCUUUGCAGUUCAUCUAUAGCAGCAAGCAGUUCAAAACAAAAGGGGGUCUGGCAGCAGGCACUGCCACUACAAAUGUUUACCGGAGCUCACAGUUCAAGAAAACAAUGAAGUCAAUCCAGUCCCAGUGUUGCAGCCCAGAUGAAGUAAUAUUCGGGCCUGACUUCCACCAAUCCUUAUACUGCCAUCUCUUAUGUGGGCUCAUCUGCUAUGACGAAGUUAAGACAGUGUCUUCUACAUUUGCCCACAGCAUUGUCCAUGCAUUCCGGACACUCGAACAUUGCUGGGAGGAACUCUGCAUUGAUAUCCGAGAGGGGGUCCUUAGCAGCCGAGUCAAUGUGCAAUCUAUCCGAACAGCUAUGUCAAAACUUCUUAAGCCGAACCCUGAACUAGCAGACUUGAUUUACAAGAAAAUUUCAGGAUUGAGUAAUUGGUAUGGCGUAAUACCAGAACUUUUUCCUAAUGCCAAAUACAUAUAUGGGAUCAUGACAGGAUCCAUGGAGCCAUAUUUGAAGAAAUUGAGACAUUAUGCUGGUGGACUACCUCUGUUAAGUGCAGACUAUGGGUCUUCUGAAGGAUGGAUUGGUGCCAAUGUCAAUCCUACGUUGCCUCCCGAGCAGGCCACUUUUGCAGUGCUUCCGGAUAUUGGCUAUUUUGAAUUUAUCCCUCUUCAGGAUGAGAAUGCUUCUGGAGUCCUUCGUAUUGAAUCAAAUCCGGUGGGUCUAACUGAAGUUAAGAUUGGAGAAGAGUAUGAAAUCAUCGUCACAAAUUUUGCAGGUUUAUACAGGUACAGGCUAGGGGAUGUGGUGAAGGUGAUAGGCUUCCAUAAUUCUACACCAGAGCUCCAGUUCGUUUGUAGGAGGAGUCUCCUACUGACAAUCAACAUAGACAAGAACACAGAGAAAGAUUUGCAGCUAGCUGUAGAAGAAGCGAGUAAACUGUUAUUGGAAGAGAAGAUCGAGGUAGUUGACUUCUCGAGCCAUGUAGACGUUUCCACAGACCCUGGCCACUAUGUGAUCUUCUGGGAGCUCAGUGGUGAGGCAAGUGAAGAAGUACUUAAUAAGUCUUGUGAUUGUUUGGAUCGGUCUUUCGUGGAUGCAGGCUAUGUUAGUUCUCGCAAGGUUAAGACAAUUGGACCACUUGAACUCCGGGUCGUCAAGAGAGGAACCUUCCAGAAGAUUCUAGAUCACUUUCUCGGGCUUGGAGCCGCAGUCAGCCAGUUCAAGACCCCAAGAUGUGUGGGUCCUUUAAACACAAUUGUCUUGCAGAUCCUUUGUGAUAACGUAGUUAAGAGGUAUUUGAGUAAGGCUUUUGCCUGAAAGGUAAUGAGUGGGUUCUUGAUCCUAUACUUGCUUGUUUGUUGUGUGUUAGUCCU
Telopea speciosissima is the source of this 2067-nucleotide messenger RNA. Its product is annotated as jasmonoyl--L-amino acid synthetase JAR6-like. Gene Ontology annotation, cellular component: cytoplasm. Lineage: Eukaryota; Viridiplantae; Streptophyta; Magnoliopsida; Proteales; Proteaceae. The record is from RefSeq and is a predicted model, not a curated record. Gene Ontology annotation, molecular function: acid-amino acid ligase activity. The transcript has 5 exons. Bases 275 to 2011 code for a protein of 578 amino acids.